Manihot esculenta (cassava) is the source of this 1818-nucleotide messenger RNA. RefSeq names its product transcription factor bHLH47. The transcript has 6 exons. The record is from RefSeq and is a predicted model, not a curated record. Lineage: Eukaryota; Viridiplantae; Streptophyta; Magnoliopsida; Malpighiales; Euphorbiaceae. Bases 922 to 1539 code for a protein of 205 amino acids. Gene Ontology annotation, molecular function: protein dimerization activity.
GACGUGCGUUAGGAAGUGUGGAAACCAAAUGACAAGCGCAUGGACAAGCAAAAAGGCACCAAAAGGCCGAAAGGCCGCCGGAGACCACGUGUCAACCAUACUCGUAUGGAUUCAAUGCAUUAAGAGGCGUGUUCUCUCCACGCUCCCUCCCACAUGAUCUUCUCUCCCGCCACACACGUCACGCACUCUCCAUCGACACCUUACAAAAUUAACUACUAGGUUUUCGCAUCUUAACCCUAAUUUCAAUCUCAAAUCCUUUUGAUUUUGCCUCAUAAAUCUCUCUGAUCUCUCCUUCUUUGUAUCUAAAAUUUUUCUAACUUCUUCGGCCUACUUCGCUUGUCAAGUUGGUGUUCUGUUUUGACAGAUUCAAUUCACUGGAACGAGCAUGGUUUCUGAGGGUUCUCCUUCCGCGUCUGAUGAGGUGAAUGUAGCAGCAGAGAUUACUGAAAAAAGCAUAUCUCAAUUCUUGGAAUUGAAAUUGAGGGAUAACGAAUAGCAAUAUGGACUGAAGUGUGGUUACAGUUUAUAGUAGGGGCUCUAUUGGGAAUAUUGUUAACACUGUAGAAAGAAGAUGGGUGCAUUAGUAAAAAUCUUAGGCUGCAAUGGUGAACAUUCAAGUCUUGGAGAAAAAAACCCUUAGUAGAAAAGCGCUGAAGGCUUGGAUCUUUUCCAAAUUCUUUCUCCCAGGAUCUUGCCACAGUGGGUUCAGUACUGGUCUCUUACAGGGGCUAAAACACUCAAAAACAUGUUUUGUGCUUGUUUUGUUAUGUUUAAUCAUUAUAUGCGUUUUCUGAUACGUUGCAGCUAUUGUUUGUUGGCCAGUUGUAGAUCCGUUGCCUGCAAAAUCCAAUUUGCUUAUGGUGCUACACGUGAUACAUGCUUAUUUGGCCCUUUAGUUUGUGGCGGAAAUUAUAAUUAUAUAUGAUGUGUUUCCAUGGUAGGAAUAAAGGGAAAGUUCCCAAAAGAAUUCACAAGGCUGAGAGGGAAAAACUAAAGCGUGAGCAAUUGAAUGAGCUCUUCCUUCAACUAGCCAGUGCUCUUGAACUGACUCAGCCAAAUAAUGGGAAGGCCUCCAUAUUGUCUGAAGCUACUAGAUUGUUGAAGGACCUGCUUGGACAGAUUGAGGGCCUCAACAAGGAGAAUGCAUCUCUAUUAUCUGAAUCUCGCUAUGUGACAAUUGAGAAGAAUGAGCUGAAGGAAGAGAACUCUGCUCUAGAAACUCAGAUUGAGGGAUUGAAAAGUGAGCUGGAAGCAAGGGUAUCCCAAUCAAAACCUGACCUGAAUGUGCCUCCUCCUGAGUUUCACCAUCCCGAAUUGACACAACAUUUCCCAGGAGAGUCUCUGAGGUUACCUGCAGCAGAUGCUACAUUGCAGCAAGCACAAGCUGUUAUUGUCGUCCCCCUCCAUCCUGAACUCCAAGGUUAUCCAGUGACCAACUCAAAUGUGAGUAAACCACAUGCUAGAUAUCCAACGUCUACAGAUUCAUGGCCUUCCCAACUUCUUGAGGAGCAGCUAAGGGGUAGGAAAGAAGUUCAAUAGCGACCUUGGCAAUACCCUUUGUAGAGUUUGUAUAUUGCUUGGAGGAAGUGAAUGAAGGUAAAAUAUUCUGUUUUGGCUUGGUUGGGUUAGUUACCAAAUUCAAAUAGUUUUAUUGGUAGGAUUAAAAAAAUAUCGUAUGACGAGCAGGACUAAACAUUGUGAGAAAUGGUAGAAAAUUGGAUAACCCCCUUAUGGGAAUGCCUGACCCUGAUCAUAUUUUCAUUGACCGUAGUGGUGAAAUCAGUCUUCUGUCUUUAAUGGAUUUCUUUUUCUUCUUCA